AGAUUCUCUUGCGGCGCGAGUAAAGGUUCUCGGUGAAAUGGCGCGAGUGCUGACGGGUUAAAAAUUGAAAAUAAAAAUUAUUUGAACAUUUUUAGAAUGACUGAGACGUUUUAUUUUUUCAGAGUCUUCAAAAUUACGAGUCAAGUGGUGUUGGGGUGACCCUAUCACACCGUUCUGAAAAUAAUCGUCAUUUACACAUUUCUAGGGAGUGUCAAGUUAACCUCAAGUCUAUAUGAAGUCUUCGUGAAUUUGUGAUUGUUGCGUUGUGCAUGGGAAAUAUAACUUGGCAAUUUGAACGUUAUAUGCAUCAUGUGUAAUGUCAACAAGCUUUCCAGCGCUCUAAAGCUAUACUUUUUUUCUCUACUCAUAAAUGAAAUCCUGUGUCUCAAUUCAGAAUUCUGCGGAAUUCCACAAAAUUCUGCGGAGCAUGUGAAUUGUGGAGGACAGAAAUAUUUAUCAAAUAAAAGGUAUAUAUUAUACGAUGUCAAUCCACCGGAGGGAUUUAACUUGAGGAGAGACGUAUACGUCAGGAUGGCAGUUUUCAUCCACAACUUGAAUCAAGCGGAUAAGAUAUAUCAAUGGAAUUUAGUGUUACCACCGUGGGACCACUUAUACCAUUGGAGGAGCCGAGAUAUUGGCGAACAGUCUCAAAUUCCCUGGGGGACGUUCUUCGACAUUCCUAGUCUCAUGAGGUUCAUCCCUGUAAUUGAAAUGCAUCAAUUUUUCAAAGAUUAUGAAUCAACAAAUGGAGUCUUAAUGCUAGAUCGCGUAUUCGUGCUUCGAACGGAUCCAAAAAUGUUUGAAAAUAAUGAUUUUCGAGAUAGGAAUGAGAUCACAACGUGCAAUGAAUAUGAGAUUAGGUUCAAAAAAAUAUCGGAUGACAAAGUCAAGGGUUAUUUUUGGGGAUAUAACAAUAUCACUGCCAAGGAUGUUCAGUGUUUAUUAUUCCACGGAGCUGCAUCCAAUUUAGUACAAAAUUUGGAACCCACAUUACACAAGACUUAUAUGUUUGACCACAUGGAAAUUCCUAUUCACGAUUCCUACGGCUCCCGCGACUUUUGGAGAGCGAGACGUAGUAUGAGAUUUAAUUCAGAAUUGUAUGAAAUUGCGGGGCUGUUCAGACAGAGGCACUUGAGUUCUAUUGAUGAUGAUGAUAAAACUGUACGACCACGAAAUUGGCUUGACGAAAAGGAACACAGAACGGCGAUCGGUGGUCCUUACUUGGCAGUGCAUUGGAGGAGAAAAGACUUUCUCAUCGGAAGAAGUGCCUACGUACCAUCCAUUGCAAAAGCUGCACGGCAAUUGAGAAAAAUAAUGGAAAACUUAGGACUGGAAGUAGUUUUCAUCGCAACGGAUGGAGAGGAUCAUGAAUUCGAGGAAUUGAGAGAACAAAUGGGCAACUAUAAUGUUGUGAGAUAUAUUCCGUCUGAUAAUGUGAGGCAAAAGUUUAAAGAUGGAGGAGUCGCCAUCAUCGAUCAAAUAAUUUGCUCUUAUGCCAGACACUUCAUAGGAACUUACGAAUCAACCUUUACAUUCCGCAUCCAAGAGGAACGCGAGAUCAUUGGCUUCCGGGCUGAGACAACCUUCAACAAUAUCUGCUGGAAAGACGAAGAAUGCUCUCCUCAAAGUCAAUGGAAAAUCACUUGGUAACAGAACCAAGGCGACUAAAAUGCAUUUGUACAGAUCUCAUUAUUUCCAUUUAUUGUAACUAAAUACAUUAUCUUUCAGUACGAAUAGAA
Molecule: messenger RNA, 1739 nt
Organism: Diachasma alloeum
Lineage: Eukaryota; Metazoa; Arthropoda; Insecta; Hymenoptera; Braconidae
Gene: O-fut2
Product: GDP-fucose protein O-fucosyltransferase 2
Exons: 8
Coding region: 310-1650 (446 amino acids)
Biological process (GO): protein O-linked glycosylation via fucose
Molecular function (GO): peptide-O-fucosyltransferase activity
Source: RefSeq, a predicted model, not a curated record